Molecule: messenger RNA, 1767 nt
Organism: Rubroshorea leprosula
Lineage: Eukaryota; Viridiplantae; Streptophyta; Magnoliopsida; Malvales; Dipterocarpaceae
Source: the annotation of a GenBank genome assembly
GAGACACCCGGGUUUACGAUCAGAAUGCCUUGUCUUGUGAUGGUCUGAUUGUGAAGUACGACAAGGAAAGUCCCAGGACCGAUCCGCGAGCGCCACAUCAUCUGGUUCGGCUGGAAGCUCGUCCUCGUCCUUCCCGUCGCCGUCUACGUCGUUGCUCUCCUCCUCCUCCAUUUUUCAGGCCGAUAUCGCCUCUCCGAACUCCUUAUCUAGCGCGAGGACGAGAUCUCGGGUUUCCUUAAAUAGCUACGACGGGUAUCCCAAGAUCGACUUCCUCUUCCUCGCCCGUCGGGACCUACCUCUUGAUUUUCCCUGGAGCACCUUCUUUGAGAAUGCUGAUGCUGGUAAUUUCUCUAUUAUAUACACCCUCGGAGCCUGGGUUUGUCUUUUAUUAAUCGAAUUCGGGCGCGCAAUUCUUUUAUGGUCGCCAAUCGAGUAAUAGCAUUAAAGUGAUCAAUGUUCGGCUUUGUAUUUUGAGUUUCAGGUAGUGGAAAGAAGGGAAUUAUAGUUUGGAGUUUUAAGUUUUUGUUGGUAGUGAAAGCAGGGAACUUUUUAAGAUUCAAAGUUGUGAUUUUUCUUCUAUUGUUGGUUGGUGGAUGGAAACUGAAAGGAUGAAUUAGAAACUUGUUAAGUUCAAUGGCAUAUCUGAUUUUGAGUUCGUACGUGGUCUCUUAUUGCAGGUGAGAUGGGGAGAAUCAAGCAUGAUAGAAGUGGAGAGAUUGUUGCUUGCAGUUGCUCUAGAAGACCCAGCGAAUCAAAGAUUUGUCCUGCUUUCUGACAGUUGUGUUCCUCUUUACAAUUUUAGUUAUAUAUACAAGUAUCUGAUGGCUUCUCCAAGGAGCUAUGUGGACAGGUAGAUGGCAGCCUGCUUGAUUCUUGAGGUGCCUAUAAUUGAUUCUUUACAAAUGGUUCCAUGAUAAAUGAAAUGAUAGUGUUCUAUCUGUUUUAAGCCUUUUCUGGUUCCUACCGAAGAAAUCACUUCAUUUUGUAGCUUUCUUAAUGUAAAGGAUGGUAGAUACAGCUCAAAGAUGUCAUCUAUCAUCCCAAAAGACAAGUGGCAAAAAGAAUCGCAGUGGAUCUCCUUGGUAAGAAGCCAUGCUGAAGUUGUUAUAAAUGAUGAGAGAUCAUUUUUCCAGUUUUUAAGAAAUUAUGCAAGGUACACAAUUAACCAUUCUGUCCUUGGUUCCAUUCCACUAAAUAUUAGAUGCUCAUAUCUGCUAAUUUUGAUUUCUGAAGAAAAGAUUAUGAAACAGGCCGCUUUUUGUAUUGACCAUAUCUCAUUAAUGCUAUCGUAAAGAAAUUAAGCUAAUCCAGAUUGUUGUGGUUUGUGAAUAAUUAUCUUUUAUUUUUUUUGGUAAAAUGUGAAUUCUUAUUUCCAAUAACAAGUGUACAAAGCAGCACCGCUAAUAAAGGCUGCUACCAGAUAAGAUUUGUACAAAAGAAUGGACAGACAAUCAACAGAUAGAAUUCAAUCUCGAAUUACAGCUCCAAUCCCCCACCGCAACGCAAUUGGUCGAGACAGUGGCGAUGUUUUUGGCCUUGCAAAACUCAAAAUUUUAUCACGAACAUCAGCAAUAACCAACUAUACAAUCUCAAAUUCAGAAUGAAACAACGAUUGAUGUAUACGCGUAUUGCGUUCAAACCAUAUAUGGUAAGUUGUAGCAUUCCACGCCAACUUGAUAAGGGAAUUAUAAAGAGCCUUCCUCUUGGUUUUCUUUUUCAUCCAUUGCACCAGUGGCAUCAAAGAUGUAAUAAAUGGAAUACUAGCCC